Messenger RNA from Leptopilina boulardi, 3652 nucleotides. It is a transcript of the gene Hip1, whose product is annotated as huntingtin-interacting protein 1. Gene Ontology annotation, biological process: endocytosis; actin filament organization; clathrin coat assembly. The transcript has 18 exons. Gene Ontology annotation, molecular function: actin filament binding; clathrin-cargo adaptor activity; clathrin light chain binding. NCBI's taxonomy places the organism in Eukaryota, Metazoa, Arthropoda, Insecta, Hymenoptera, Figitidae. Bases 662 to 3553 code for a protein of 963 amino acids. The record is from RefSeq and is a predicted model, not a curated record. Gene Ontology annotation, cellular component: actin cortical patch; clathrin-coated vesicle.
UGUUUGUGUGCGGAACUUUAAAGCGUUUAUGUGACAGUAGAACGUGGGUGGGUCGUUUCUGAUUCAGUGUUUUUCAAUUAUCUUAUUACUAUCUUUGUUUAAUAUCUCUGACAAUUUCUUCUGUACAGUCUGUGCGAUUUAUUUGUUUGUGAAAUUGUUUUCUAUCAGUAAAACUUUUGUUAUAAAAUCCGUAAAAAAGUGUAAGGUAUCCUUGUAGAUUGUUCUUUAAAACAUUCUAGUUUACAAAAAAUUGUAAUUUUUUAAAAUUAAAAUAUUAUCCGCAAUUAAAUAAUAUGGAAAUAUUAGUCAAAUUUUUAAAAAAAGAUUUGAAAAUUUUUAAUUUACUUUAAUUAACAAUAAAUUAUAUAUAUGGCCUCGUUAUCCUUACCAAAAGUAUUGACUCAGAGGAAAACAAACUUAGACUUGGAACGUGAACAAUUCCAAAAAUUUCAGCUGUUUUGAAAAAUACUUAUCCUGAAUAUCUGUUUUAUGAAAUUAGCUCCACAUAUAGUAUAUGUUGUCAACAUAACUUUUGUGAAGUACCUUCGUAAAGUGCAUUUAUAUGGAUGAGAAAAGAAUUGAUGGAAAAUGACACAUUUUUCAAGCUGAUUAUUGUAACACUGUAUUAUUAUUUUUAUUGUAAUAAUUUUACAUCACUAACAUGCCGCCUAUACUUCCAUUAAAUGACAAACAGAUUCAUCAAUUGAGUGUUAGCAUUGCGAAAGCAGUACAUCCGACUGAAACUCCUGUUAAAGUUAAACAUGUCCGCAGUGCGAUUAUUGGCACGUAUCAAGAAAAAAGUGGGGCACUAUUUUGGAUGUUUAUAUUACGACAGCCACUUCAAGAAAAUCGUAUUGUCGCUUGGAAAUUUUGUCACGUAUUGCACAAAGUUUUACGUGAAGGCCAUCAACAAGUUAUUCCCGAUUCUCAGCCUCACCGUGGCAGAUUAGAGGAUUUAGGAAAAUUAUGGCAACAUUUAAAAGACGGAUAUGGUCGUUUGAUACUUUUAUAUAUUCGAUUGCUUAUUACAAAAUUAGAUUUUCACAGACGCAAUCCUAGAUUACCUGGGAAUCUGCAAGUAUCUGCAGAAGAAUUGGAAGCUAUUGGCGAAAACGAUAUAAAUGUUUACUUUCAAAUGUCGGUGGAAAUGUUUGAUUACAUGGAUGAUAUACUGAAUUUCCAGCAAGCAGUUUUUGGUUCUCUGGAUUUAUCGCGAUCAAAUUCAAUGACUCCUUGUGGACAAUGUCGCCUUGCGCCUCUAAUUCCUUGUGUUCAAGAUGCUUCUCAAUUGUAUGAUUAUUGUGUAAAAAUUUUAUUUAAACUCCAUAAUGCAUUACCGGCUGAUACUUUGGAGGGCCAUCGUGAUCGAUUCUCGAAACAAUUUCAUGAAUUAAAAAAUUUUUAUAAUACCAUCAAGCACAUGCAAUAUUUUAAACAUUUAAUUUCAAUACCAUCUUUGCCGGAGAAUCCGCCGAAUUUUUUGAUACAAGCCGAAUUUCGCACGUAUAUCACGCCUGUAGUUGUAUUACCACCUGAGGAACAUUUAGAUGCUGAAACGGCUGUUGACAGUUUAAUCGACACGUCAGAUACAAGUUCCUUGCCAGGGGAUCAAAUUGAUUCUACUAUAAAUGGCUCGAUUUCUCCGGAUGCAUUAGCAGAAAGAGACAGUCUCAUUGAUCAUCUUCAUCAAGAAAAUGGAAGACAAAGGCAAGAGUUGCAACGACUGCUCAAUGAACAUCAACAUAUUGUUUGUGAACUUAAAAAUCGGAUUUUAGAACUUGAAUCAGGACUUUCUACUAAAGGUAAUGAAAUCAUUCAGGAAAAGCAAUUAACUCAAGAUUUACUGAAACAAAAGUCAGAAAUAAUGACGAAAUUCCAAGAAUGUGAAGAAAAGAGUAAAAGUAUAAAUGAGAAAUUUCAAAAACUGAAAGAAGUAUAUUCAAAAUUACGAGAAGAACACAUAUGUCUUAUACGAAAGAAAGCAGAAGUAGAUAAACAAUUAGGCAGUAUGAAAAUAAUGCAAGAACAAUCGGACAGACGUACAAUUGAGGCAGAGCAAAGAUUGCAAGAAUUAAUUCAGGGUCAAGCAACUGCCGAUCAGGAAGCACAAAGAGUUGCCCAAGCACGCGCCGAUUUAGAUGAAGUGAGAAAAAAAUUCGAUGAUGUUCAAACUGAAAAUUUGGCUCUGAAUGCAAAAAUUGGCUUUAUAACAUCCGAAAAAGCAGCAUUGGAAGGCGAUCUCCAUGAUUUACUUGCACAAAAGGAAGAGCUGGACGUUAGAAUAAAUAAUCUGCAGGCAGAAUCUGAACGUUCUAAUGCACAACUCAAAGCUGACGAGGAAAAUACUUUCUACGAGUUACUUUUGAAAUGUUUGUCUGAAGCGGAGACAAUGUUACAAAAUGCAAUGCACGCCAUUGAUAAUCCUGCAAUUUCUGCUGUAACAUGCACUCCAGAUUAUCUUGCAAUUCUGCUAGAUCCAACGAAAUUGUCACUGGAAAAUUUACAAACAGCUUACAGUAAUUAUAUUGAGAAUGUGAAGACAAGAGGAGAAUUGAUUAGAAAUUCCAUUCAUGCAGCUUGGGCAUUAUCUGUUUAUUUGAUUCAAGCUAAAGCUACAUCUAACACAUCUACUGAUAUAACUUUUGGUGACAGAAUUACUGAUGAAUGUAAGCAAUUAGGAUCCCAGAGUCUAAUGAUGUUUAGUUACAUUAAAGAAAUUAAGGACAAGGAGAAAGCUUUGACUACAAUUGAACAAAUAAGUAAAGUAACGGUGCAGUUGAAAAAAAUUUCUUCUUUAACAGCUUCGUUGUCAGAACAAUCGAAGAGUAAUGCAAGUGUUAUUGGAGAUUUAGUGGAAAAAGAACUUUUGACUAUGGAUAAAGCUAUUGAAGAAGCCGCUGCUAGAAUUCAAGAUAUGCUAGAUAAAUCACGUGCAGCAGAUUCCGGAGUAAAAUUGGAAGUAAAUGGAAAAAUCCUCGAUUCUUGCACGGAUUUGAUGAAGGCUAUAAGAAACUUAGUAAAAAAGUCACGUUUCUUACAAACAGAGAUCGUCGUACAAGGAAAGAGCACUUCAUCGACUACUGAAUUUUACAAAAGAAAUCAUCAGUGGUCUGAAGGUUUGAUAUCUGCAGCCAAAGCCAUAGCAAUGGGAGCCAAUUUCUUAUUAGAAGCUGCGGAUAAAGUUGUUUCUGGAAAUGGAAAAUUUGAACAAUUAGUAGUUGCAUCUCAGGGUAUUGCUGCCUCAACUGCUCAGUUAGUCGUUGCCAGUAGAGUUAAGGCUGAUAGAAAUAGUAAUAAUUUGGCUGCACUAUCAGAAGCUUCGCGUGGAGUCACUCAAGCUACUGGAAGUGUUGUUGCGACAGCAAAAAGUUGCAGUCAACUUAUUGAAGAAAAUGAUGAUUUAGAUAUUUCUGGAUUAAGUUUACAUCAAGCGAAUAGAUUAGAAAUGGAAGCACAAGUUCGCGUUUUAGAGCUUGAAAAAGCUUUAGAAAGUGAAAGAUUAAAAUUGUCUGCCUUGCGUCGCUAUCAUUAUCAAUUAGUUGGUGACAAUUAGAAAUUUUACAUAAAUUUAAUGUUCAAAAAAAGCAUUUAAAAAAGGUAAAAUUAUUUGAAAAAAUAUUCUGAAAAUAAUUAAAAUUAUUUUUCAUUUUCA